Messenger RNA from Manis javanica (Malayan pangolin), 518 nucleotides. RefSeq names its product CD52 molecule (gene CD52). Gene Ontology annotation, biological process: positive regulation of cytosolic calcium ion concentration. Gene Ontology annotation, cellular component: sperm midpiece. Lineage: Eukaryota; Metazoa; Chordata; Mammalia; Pholidota; Manidae. The record is from RefSeq and is a predicted model, not a curated record.
CCAAAGAGGCCUGCAGACAGGCCUGCACUCAUCCCUAAACGCUGCUACUAAGACAGCCACCAAGACUCCCAGGAUGAAGGGCUGCCUCCUUUUCCUAUUCACCAUCAGCCUCCUGGUUACGAUUAAGAUACAAACUGGAGUCUUGGGAAAUAUGACCACGCCAAGGGCCAUGGAAAACACCGUGAGAACCACCAAGAAACCCAUGAAGAGUGGGGCCCCCACACUCAGCAGUCUGGGCAGUGGCAGUGUCCUCAUCUUCCUAACUAACACCCUCAUCCAGCUCUUCUACCUCAGCUGAGGUGACGUGCUUGAGCUCUACCCCUGUGCCCCCGAGAAAGCUGCCACUACACUAGCAGGAGAAAUCUCCUCUCAUCCUUGGGAGGGGUUGAUGCCAGAGAUGACCAGGUGAUGGGAACUGACAGGUAGUGCCUACGGGGAAAUGGCCAACACGGGGAGGUACGGAGGCAAAAGGCAAGCAGUAGCCAGCCAGGGGUCAAUAAAGCUGUCUUGUGCUUGGA